AUGUGAAAAUAAAGAUCCCACAUUAUAAUUUGUAAGCUUGUGCUUAGGCCAUCUUGAGCACAGCCAUGGCCGUCCCCAUCGUUCUCAAGUAUUCUUUCCUCCUUCUUCUUCUACCUUUGCAUUUUUCCCCAGUCUUCAAUAAAAGCUUACAUCUUAAUAACUAUCCCAUCACUUCUACGGCGUCGUUUUGCAAGUCCAAUCCGUACCCUGAAGCUUGUUUACACUCCAUGAAACUCUCCAUUUCCAUUAACAUUACCCCAACUAUUUUGAAUUUCCUUCUCCAGACAAUCCAGGAUGCGUUGACCAAGGCUGACCACCUCUCCGAUCUGCUCGCCGCCGCCGCCGCCGGCAACAAUAUCGUCGAGAGACAGAGGGGGACGGUUCAAGACUGCAGGGAGCUCCACGAAAUUACGGUCUUGUCCCUGAAAAAGUCAAUUGCCAAGAUAAAGUCCGAUAAAAUUGCGGACGCGAAGGCGCAUCUUAGCGCGGCGGUGACGAACAGAGCCACCUGCUUGGAAGGGCUGGAGACGGCGGCGGGUCCCAUGAAAGAAACGCUGGUGGAUUCCAUUGAAGACACAUACGAGGAUGUCAGCAAUGCCCUGUCGGCGCUCCCCCGAUCUGGCGGCGGCGAUGGGCGGCGGCGGCGGCUGAUGUCGACGGGUUUCCCGGGAUGGGUCUCGGAGAAGGACCGCCGCAUCUUGCAGCAGGACGGUGACUAUGACGACUACGACGACCUCAAGGAGACGACGCUGACGGUGGCUGCUGACGGGACGGGGAACUUCACCACCGUCACGGACGCCGUUAAUUUCGCCCCGAAUAACAGCGCCGUGAGAAUAUUCAUCUACGUGAGGCAAGGGGUUUAUCAAGAAAAUGUGGAGAUUCCGAAGUGGAAGCCUAACAUUGUUAUGCUCGGAGAUGGCCGUAACGUCACUGUCAUCACCGGUAACAGAAGUGUCGUCGACGGCUGGACAACAUUCCGGUCUGCCACCGUUGCGGUUUCCGGCGGCGGUUUCUUGGCUCGCGACAUCACCUUCGAGAACACGGCCGGGCCGGAGAAGCACCAAGCGGUGGCCCUCCGGGUCAGCUCUGACUUAGCCGCCGUGUACAGGUGCACCAUAGCAGGUUUCCAAGACUCUCUUUACGUCCACUCCUUCCGCCAGUUCUACCGCGAGUGCGACAUCUACGGCACCAUCGACUUCAUCUUCGGCAAUGCCGCCGCCGCCUUCCAAGGCUGCAACAUCGUCUCGAGAAUGCCGAUGCCCGGCCAGUUCACUGUCGUCACCGCCCAGUCCCGAGACAGCCCUUUCGAGGCCACGGGGAUCUCCAUUCAGAACUGCUCGAUCUUGGCGACUACCGAGUUGCUCGCGAAUUCGGACGGCGUCAAGAGUUUCUUGGGCCGGCCGUGGAAAAACUGUUCCGUCACGGUGGUCAUGGAGUCGUACAUUGACGGGUUCAUAGAACCGGAAGGGUGGACCCGGUGGCUUGGCGAUCAAGGACUGGACACUUUGUACUAUGGGGAGUAUCAGAACAACGGGCCGGGUUCGGUUACGGAUAAUCGGGUGGAUUGGGCGGGUUAUCAUGUUAUGGAGUAUGAUGAUGCAUGGAAUUUCACUGUGUCGGAGUUCAUCACCGGAGAUGAAUGGUUGGAUUCUACUUCCUUCCCUUAUGAUGAGGGGGUUUGAUUUUAUUCAAGGUCAACGGAGGUUUGACUUUAUUUUAUAGGACAAAAUAGAGUCCUAUACUCUAUGUUUUACAGUAGUGUAGUAUAGUAUACACACAUAUAUAUACGGAGUAUAUAUAUAUGUAUCUAAUACGGAAUACUACUUAUUUUUUUCAAUAAAAGGAAAAUUGACAUUAAUUAUCGUCAAGAUGUUUUCAUUUGGAUUGAAUUUUUUUGUCAGAUUUGGUCCGAACUGUUCGGUUUAGUAUAGUCUGGCAAGUGUCUGGUCUAUAUGUAUUUUGUAACUGUCAAAGUCUUGUAUGAUCUAAUCAGGUCUGAACUGAUUUGUUC
Messenger RNA from Cuscuta epithymum, 2011 nucleotides. The record is from the annotation of a GenBank genome assembly. Lineage: Eukaryota; Viridiplantae; Streptophyta; Magnoliopsida; Solanales; Convolvulaceae.